AUGAACGAAGAAAGGGAAAAGGUCAAAGACAAAAAAGUCAAAGACACAGGAUCGAAUAUGCAAAUUUCGAUCCAAAAAGCCUAUAUAAAGGCCCAAAAAGCGGCAAGAAGCCAAGCCAUGGCGAAGUGUGCCCUGUGUGGCGGGGCAUUGCAAUGCCCUCGACAAGCCUGCCAGAAUAAAAGGAAGAUCUCCAAGCCCAAGAAGUCGACCAAGAAAGGACUAUUGGAUGCGAACAAGAGAAUGCAGGAGAAGACCAGGUGCACAAUUCGUCAGGUGCACUGUUCGGACCGAAUCAUGGCCGCGCCCAGCUUCAAAGCUGAAGUCGGCAUGCGCUACAAACCAAUUGAGGACCUUGCACUUGGCAAAACCAAUCGAGGACCUUGCACGCCAAACUGA
Molecule: messenger RNA, 396 nt
Organism: Bursaphelenchus xylophilus (pine wood nematode)
Lineage: Eukaryota; Metazoa; Nematoda; Chromadorea; Rhabditida; Aphelenchoididae
Source: the annotation of a GenBank genome assembly